Molecule: messenger RNA, 3196 nt
Organism: Engraulis encrasicolus (European anchovy)
Lineage: Eukaryota; Metazoa; Chordata; Actinopteri; Clupeiformes; Engraulidae
Product: complement factor I-like
Exons: 20
Coding region: 128-3103 (991 amino acids)
Biological process (GO): proteolysis
Cellular component (GO): membrane
Molecular function (GO): protein binding; serine-type endopeptidase activity
Source: RefSeq, a predicted model, not a curated record
CUGCCGGGAAUUGUUGUUUCUUCAGGCAAUAAUAAUCAUGGGACAGACAGUCCAUUGGACAGGCAGUCAGUCAGUUGGCUCUUUCGCUCCACUAAGUUGAUCAGUCUGAUUUUAGUGUGCUGUGAAGAUGAGGGGAAAAGUUAAACUUUGGACUCUUCCUAUUCUGCUGGCAGUUCUGCUUAUCAAAAAUACACACUCGGUAUCAUCAGGUAGCCCCAGAGGAUCAGGGAAAAAGCCCAGCUCAGCUGCAAACCCUCCAAACCGCAAUGCCCCUUCUGCCCCUGCCCCUGGUGGUACUGUUGAGGUUGUUGCUGCUGCCUACGUGAGCUCCCAGGAGUGUCUGGGCCAGAAGUACACACGGCUGUCCUGCAGUAAGAUCAACUGUCCUCCUGGGCGGCGCUGUGUGAAGGGCAAGUGCGAGUGUAUGCCAAGUGAUCAGUGCCCCGACGCUGGCGACAACCAGACGGUCUGUGGAAGUGAUGGAAAGCAGUAUGACAGUGCAUGCCAUUUAAUGGCUCAUAGCUGCAAUAAUGCGGAAGGUGUUCACUUUUCACACAAUGGAGCUAACUGUAGUGCAGACAAUGUUUUCAGCACAUCUCUGCUUCUGAAGACAGAUAAGCAGAUUAUUGAGUUGACACUGCCCAACACUGGAACUCGUGCCCUGGUGUGUAAGAAUGACAAGAUGAACAUCGCUGCUGCUCACAUUGUGUGUCUUCACAAAAACAAUAAGUUGGCAAAAAAAUCUCCCAAUAUAAGGUAUGAUAAUGCAAUGCUCCAUCUCCAUCAGCCUGAUCUUCCAGAUGUAUGUGUUGAGGUGUUGUGUAAAGGACACGAAAACUCCCUGGCUGAGUGCAAAACAGGCCAACCAACUAGACUGGAAAACAACAGCCACAUAGCACAAGUCCAGUGCUACACAGGUGGACAACAAGGUUCACAAGUUCGUAGAUGUCAAGAGGGUUAUAUUCAAUGUGCAAAUGGAAGAUGUAUGGAGCUCAGUAAAACGUGUGAUGGAGUCAACAACUGUGGAGACGGCAGUGACGAGAUGUGCUGCAAAGAGUGUCGUUCUGGUGCUUUCCAUUGCAAGUCUGAUGUGUGUAUUCCUGACUUUGCUCUUAAUGACGGAUUCCCAGACUGUCUGGAUGGAGAAGAUGAGGCUAGUUCAGAUGGAGAUGAACAGCCCAAUCCAGACACCCUGCCAAACCCAAAAAUCACCACCACCACCACCCCCCCUACAACCACGCUACCUCCAACCACGCUACCUCCAAUUACCACUGAGAGGCCCAUCCUCACUGACGAGUACCUGGGCCCCGAGGAGUGCCUGCGGAAGAAGUUCACCCAGCGCUCCUGCGGCAGGAACUUCUGCCCGCCGUGGAUGCGCUGCGUAGAUGAGGUGUGCCACUGCAAGCUGCCCUACAUGUGCGAGCGUACUGGCCAGAGCGUGUGUGGCUACAACGGCCGGAAGUUCUUCAACCACUGCCAGGCCCUGGCAGCCAGCUGCCGACUCGGCGACAGGAUGUUCUCCCACUUUGGAGAGCAGUGCAGCAAGGAGAAUGUGUUUGGCACAUCUCUGAAAACGGAGAAGCAGGUGGUGGAGGUGAGGGUGCCCAUUGCCUCCAGCGCCCUGGUGUGUGCCAAGGGCUGGGACAUGGCCGCCGCCCACGUGGUCUGCAGGGACACCACCAAAAAGGCUCAGAGGGCAGAGAGUGCAGGCUCGGUGGCCUUCUCGGAGGUGCAGGGCAGCGGGUUGCCGGGGGUGUGCGUGAGGGUGCAGUGCACGGGGCACGAGCUCUCCCUGGCAGAGUGCAACAUCUACGGGGACAAGAGGCCUCUCACUGGCACUGCCCAGGUGGCCACAGUCAAGUGUGCCACGGAGGAUGCGGGUUCUGCUAAGUGUGAGUUCCUCUGUGCCAAUGGCCACUGUGUGAAGCGGAAUGAGACGUGCGACGGGGUCAACCACUGUGAAGACAGCAGCGACGAGAUGUGCUGCAAAGCUUGUCGAGGCCGUGCGUUCCACUGCCAGACGAACGUGUGCAUCUCGGAGCACGCUGUAGGAGACGGCAUCCGGGACUGUCUGGGGGGAGAUGAGGAGGUGGAGGAGGAGAUCAAGGCCUGGAGGGAGAAACUGAAGACGCGGGAGGAGGAGGAGGAGGAGGGGAGCAAUUUCAGGUCAAGGACAGAUCAUCCAGUUGGAGCAGGAGAAGAGCCCUCCGUCCAAGAGGAAGAUAUUUCUGUGCCUAAACAAGCGGUCAAGGAGCAGAGGGAUCUGCUGGAGACGUUGGAGUGUGGCAUCCCCAACCUGGACUACAAGCCCCCGCCCAGACCAGCUGGAGCAAACAAGAGGAGGAAGAGGGUGGUCGGGGGCCUGGAGACUGAACCGACUCAGAUCCAGUGGCAGGUGGCCAUUCAGGACGAGGGCAAGGUCAACUGCGGGGGAGCGUACCUGGGGGGCUGCUGGGUACUGACUGCCGCCCACUGUGUCAGGAAUAAUCCAGAUGCGUUCCGUGUCAAAUUCUCUCUGUGGGAAAAGCGUGACAGGAUCGACACGACAGACAUCUCCUUUGUCCACAAGGUGCAUAUCCACCACAGUUACGAUGCGGCCAGCUACGAGAACGACAUUGCCCUUCUGGAGCUGAGGUCGUUCAAGGUUGCGAUCCCAGGCUCCACAGAGAGCAUCACCAUGUGCGUGCGUGAAAACCCGGCCAUACGCUCCGUCUGCGUGCCCUGGUCGACGGAGCAAUUUCAGCCCGGGCAUAACUGCACCAUCUCCGGAUGGGGCAGAGAUGGAGAGGGUAAGGCCCAGAACAGGCUCAUGUGGGCCAGUGUCUCACUGAUUGACAAUUGUCAAAACUUCUACAAAGAACGCUACCGCCCAGGAAUGAUGUGUGCAGGUGACUUGCAGGGCCACGUGGACUCGUGCCAAGGGGACAGCGGGGGUCCCCUGGUGUGCAAGGACCCCAGCGGGGUAUCGUACGUGUGGGGCGUGGUGAGCUGGGGGGAGCGCUGCGGCCAGAAGGGCUAUCCCGGCGUCUACACACAGGUGGCGCACUACUACAACUGGAUACGCACCAUCACCGAGAAGUUCAUCACCAAGUACAACGACUGAGCAGAGCAAGCCACUGGAGCGGACACACUGUGAAAACACAGAUACACACCUCACACUCACUCACUCACACACACACACACACACACACACACA